Molecule: messenger RNA, 1803 nt
Organism: Haplochromis burtoni (Burton's mouthbrooder)
Lineage: Eukaryota; Metazoa; Chordata; Actinopteri; Cichliformes; Cichlidae
Product: integumentary mucin C.1-like
Exons: 9
Source: RefSeq, a predicted model, not a curated record
UUUAGUAUCACAGUCCAGGGAAACUAAUCUGCAAAACUGAAAUGUUCAUCACAAUGAAGUUGACUACUCUGAUUCUCCUCUGGGCACACUCCAGCACAGCUGGAGCCCUUCAGUGUCAAACAUGCACAGAUCAGACGUGUUCAAGCACAGUACCGAUUACAUGUUCUUCAGGGAAGAUGUGUGUUACAGCUACUAUUUUAGCUACCUCAUCUGGAAAUACAACAACAGAAAUCUACAAGGCAUGUGCAUCUUCCUCCCUGUGUCCAGCUAUGGGCUCUCAGACAUUUUCAGUCGACCUGGGUGUUCAAAGUGCUCUUGCAUCUGCCACGUGCUGCAACACAGAUAACUGCAACUCACAAACUCUGGCUGCUCCUACUCCUCAGUCAAGUAACGGCCAGCUAUGUAACAUUUGUUCCAACCCUUUGUGCAACACUCCAAUACAAUGUCAAGGAGUGGAGGACCAAUGCUUUCAAUCAAUCAUGAACGACGGUGUCAACACUUUCCCAGCUCACGGCUGUGCGUCUACAAGCCUGUGUGCAGCUGCCUCAAGCCUGGGUUCCCUACCUUUCAUGCAGAAUGUCAGUACCAUAAUAAGCGGACCAGUCUGUACUUUGCCCACAACAACUGCAGCACCAACCACAAAAACAGCUGCUCCAACCACAACCACAGCUACACCAACCACGACAACAGCUGGAGCCCUUCAGUGUCAAACAUGCACAGAUCAGACGUGUUCAAGCACAGUACCGAUUACAUGUUCUUCAGGGAAGAUGUGUGUUACAGCUACUAUUUUAGCUACCUCAUCUGGAAAUACAACAACAGAAAUCUACAAGGCAUGUGCAUCUUCCUCCCUGUGUCCAGCUAUGGGCUCUCAGACAUUUUCAGUCGACCUGGGUGUUCAAAGUGCUCUUGCAUCUGCCACGUGCUGCAACACAGAUAACUGCAACUCACAAACUCUGGCUGCUCCUACUCCUCAGUCAAGUAACGGCCAGCUAUGUAACAUUUGUUCCAACCCUUUGUGCAACACUCCAAUACAAUGUCAAGGAGUGGAGGACCAAUGCUUUCAAUCAACGAUGAACGACGGCACCAAGACUUUUCCAGCUUAUGGCUGUGCAUCUACAAACUUGUGUGCAGCUGCUUCAGGCCUACAUUUUCUACCUUUCAUGCAGAAUGUUGGUACCAUAACAAGUGGACCAACCUGUACAUCACCCACAACAACUGCAGCACCGACCACAGCAAGAACUGAGGCACCAACAACAACAUCUGCUCCAAGCAUGACAACAACGUCUCCAACCACAAUAACAGCUGCUCCAACCACAAUUACAACUGCUCAAAUAACAAAAACAACUGAUCCAACCACGACCGCAGCGGCAUCAACCACAAUCACAGCAGCACCAACCACAACAACUGUGUCCCCAACAAAAACAACAACAGGUGCUGCAACUACGACAUUUAAGGCACCCAGUACAACCGUGGUGGCAUCAACCACAACAACAAUUGUGCCAACCACUAUAGCAACUACUCAAACAACAACAACAGCUGUUUCAACCACAACCGCAGUGGCACCAACAACAACCACAGCAGCACUGACCACUACAACAGUUACUCCGACAACGAACACAGCUGCACUACUUACAGCUAUUACACCACCAAGCACAACUGCAACAGCACAAACCACAACGACAUCUAAGACACCAGCAACAACGUUGGUUGCAUCAACCACAUCAAACGUUGCUCCAACCACAAUAACAACUGCUCAAACAACAACAGCUGCUCCUACCACAACUGCAGUGGCACAAACCACAU